AUGGAGCGCGCAAGAAAGAGAGAGCUCCGGGAUCUAAACGCCGCCGUUUGGGCGGGAGACACAGACAUCUUUGAAGUUAGCAAAUCCCUAGACUCUGCACUGAAGAAGAAUACGGCCUUUAUCAAACGUCUUCGCACUGGAAUCACUGCCUCAGCUCUGCCCACAUUUAUCACCGAUGUUCGCUCGCUUUCACUCCAUAAAUACCUCUCAGAAAUUAUAUCAGCAUUUUAUGAGGGUCUCUGUAAGCUCAAGACACCGGGAGAAAUCGCGGCAGGCGUUGAAAUUGCCAGCGCAAUCCAUCAGCGUUUUGGCCCAGAUGAAUUUACGAAACGACUGGCGUGGAACUUGGGCCGUGGACUAACCUCGCCGGAUAAAGCACAGCUCAAAGCCUGGACACAAGAAGUCCGUGAGCGGGAAGAAAAGGAACGCCUAUCCCGACACAGGGUUCUACUCCGCGUGGUAACAGAGUUCUGGCUGGCCGGUCUCCUUCGAAGUUUAGAUGAUGUAGAGAGACCAGAUGAUUCUACACCAAAGGGCAAGGACACGAUACCAACUCUAGGUGGAAAGGGGUCCGAUGGAAGUUCUAAACCUCGACAGUCUGCGAAACUAAACCAGGAUAAGGACGAGGAACCGUUCCCCCUUGAGGUGCUAAAGGACUUACUCGGGUACGAUAGAGAACAUGUCAAUUUGCCCUUGGCUCUACUCUUUGCUAGGACAUAUAGCUGGGAUAUCUUGGGAAUUAAGGCUGUUGAGGAAGGGAGAAAAACGGUAGAGGCAAAUGGAACCACUACAGACACCUCCAAGGAAGUACAAGGCGGUACGUCUGGGGAUGAGGCUGGCACAAAUACAUCUCAGCUCGAUGACCCACCACUGAUUUCUGAAAAAACUCAAACGCGGUUUAAGAACGUGUUAAACAGAUAUCUUGAAGACGUGAAGAAGCAUGUUAGCCGGGAUCAAAAAGCUCUUGCAAACCAAAGUCGCCGAAAUGCAGAGGCUUAUGUGAAAAGCGGCGAAAUCCUCGAGGAUCGACAAUCUAAUUUCGAGAAGCAGACAAAAGCACACGAGAAGUUAGUGUCAAAUACACAAUCACUAUGUGAGAUCCUAGGCUCUGAAAUGCCUGACUUGGCUGAAAAGGAUGCCUCAGAUGGUGCAACGAGCGGAAGCAUCGGCCUUGUGAAGACUGGCGAGUACCUACGUGGUCAAGGCGAAGGGGCUGGUAUCUGGGAAGACGAGGAAGAGAGGCGCUUCUACGAGAACCUCGCAGACUUCAAGGGAAAAGUCCCCGCCGUGCUUCUGGAAGAUGGGAAAAAGAAGAAAGCAGAUGGGGAUGAUCAGCCUAAAGGGAAGUCCGACUCUGAAGGACAAAAUGGGACUGGUGCCCCUGAAGGCACCAGCAAGCCAGAUUCACAACCAGCUGACUCCAAUCCCCGGGAACCAGAAGAGCCCGCUACUGCUAUUGCCAACAAGUCCGUUGGAGCUCAGGUCGAUGCACUACUUUCUAAGCUUCCGGAUCUGGCCAACAAGGAAGCUGUUGAUCAAUUAGCUCUUGAUUUCUGUUUCUUAAAUUCAAAGGCAUCUCGAAACCGACUUGUCAAGGCAGUUCAAGAAGUGCCCAAGGGUCGUUCAGAUCUCCUGCCGCUCUACGCUCGUCUUGUGGCUACUCUAGGCCAGUAUCUUCCUGAUGUACCCCAGGGCCUAAUCACAUACCUGGACGAUGAAUUCCGCAGUCUUCAACGACGCAAACAAAAAGAGUUCCUGGGUCAAGUCCGUACAAGCAACAUUAGAUAUCUAGCUGAGCUCACCAAAUUUGGCGUUGUUCCCGAACACGUUAUAUUCCACUGCUUCAAAGUCAGCCUUGAUGAAUUUUCUCGCAUGAACAUCGAGAUUAUAGGUAAUUUGCUGGAGAACUGCGGCAGGUAUCUUUUGAGGAACCCCGAGACAGCCCCCAGGAUGGCAUCGUUCCUAGAAACACUAGGACGAAAGAAAUCUGCGCAACACCUCGGUCAACAGGAACGAAUGAUUAUUGAAAAUGCCAUGUACUACGUCGAUCCCCCACAGAGACCAGCCAUUCAGCAAAAAGAGCGUACACCAAUGGAGCUGUAUAUCCGGAAGUUGUUGUAUUUGGAUAUGAAUAAGCGGAACUACACUAAGAUUUUAAAGGCUAUUCGCAAGCUACACUGGGAAGAACCUGAGGUGGUCGACAUUCUCGAGGGUAUAUUCAGCAAACCCGGAAAAAUCAAGUAUGGGAAUAUUCAUCUCCUUGCAAUCAUCGUCAGUGCACUAUAUCGCUACCACCAGGCAUUCGUGAUUGGUGUUAUCGACAAUGUUCUCGAGAGAAUCACCGUCGGCCUAGAGAACAAUGAUUUCAAGUUCAAUCAGGCACGAAUUUCAGAAGUUAAGUACUUAGGAGAACUUUAUAAUUACAAGAUGGUUGACUCGCCAGUUAUCUUCGAUACUCUUUAUCGAAUUGUUACUUAUGGACAUGAGGGCGGUACACCAUCGCCAGGCAAAAUAAACCCGCUUGAUAUGCCAGACGAUUAUUUCCGUAUUCGUUUGGUCUGCACCAUACUAGAUACCUGCGGUGUUUGUUUCGACCGAGGAAGCGCAAAGAAGAAACUCGACUUUUUCUUAACGUUUUUCCAGUACUACUUAAAUACCAAGGACCCUAUUCCCAUGGACGUUGACUUUGUCAUCCAAGAUACCUUUGCACUGACUCGCCCACAAUGGAAGUUUGCAGCCGACUUUACAGAAGCUACCAAAUUGUUUGCGGAGGCGGUUGCACAGAACUAUCAAGUGCAAGAAACAGACAAGGCCGUAGAACCAGAAGAUGAAGCAGACAGUUCUUCUUCUGACGAAGACAUGGAAGAUGAUGGGGCUCCCGAUGUUGAGGAGCUUACUACUGACGAGGCAGAGGUCACUGCUAAUGAACCAGAUGACGAGAAUGAAUCUGAGUCAGAAGAAGAGCAGAUAUUCGUAUCCCGCCAGGAAGAAGAACGUGACCCUGAAGCUGAAGCUGAAUUUGACAGGGCCUUUGAGAAAAUGGUAUCUGAAAGUGUAGAGUCCCGAAAGUUCGAGCGCAAAACGAUGUUCGAUGUUCCCCUACCCAUGAGACGUGCAAAUCCCCGCGAGCCUGCGCCAGUUGAAGAGACCAAAGAAGCGACCCCGGCGCCUUCUAGUACGAUGCCGUUCUCCCUUAUGACCAAACGUGGGAACCGCCAGCAGACUCGUACCAUCGACCUUCCUUCGGACUCUAGUUUUGCAGUUGCAAUGAAAACCCAACAACAAGCAGAGCGCGAGGAGCAACAACGAAUUAAAAAUCUAGUUUUGAAUUAUGAUCUUGGUGACGACAAUGAUAGCAAUGAUGGUGAUACCAACAUUUCCACAGCCCACUACUUCAUUCUACGAAAGAACCCCAAUACUAAAGGCUCACUUAAAGGUUCCGACAAGCGACCGUCUUCCCACCGCGAUUCAAGAAACGAUAAACCAGCUCGCAGUGGAUUCCGUGCUCGUAAACUACAACUGAGUGAUGUUGACUGGUACGACUAA
Molecule: messenger RNA, 3546 nt
Organism: Nannizzia gypsea CBS 118893
Lineage: Eukaryota; Fungi; Ascomycota; Eurotiomycetes; Onygenales; Arthrodermataceae
Product: nonsense-mediated mRNA decay protein 2
Exons: 8
Coding region: 1-3546 (1181 amino acids)
Biological process (GO): nuclear-transcribed mRNA catabolic process, nonsense-mediated decay
Cellular component (GO): exon-exon junction complex; cytoplasm
Molecular function (GO): protein binding; RNA binding
Source: RefSeq, a predicted model, not a curated record